Ilyonectria robusta is the source of this 723-nucleotide messenger RNA. Its product is annotated as Golgi apparatus membrane protein TVP15. Gene Ontology annotation, cellular component: Golgi membrane. Gene Ontology annotation, biological process: vesicle-mediated transport. Lineage: Eukaryota; Fungi; Ascomycota; Sordariomycetes; Hypocreales; Nectriaceae. Bases 205 to 600 code for a protein of 131 amino acids. The transcript has 5 exons. The record is from RefSeq and is a predicted model, not a curated record.
CAGGUACGUAACUCGCUACUCCUCGACCUUUCAACGUCGUCUCGUGGCCACGCAUUACGCAUACAUCGUCCCCAUCUGACUCCGGUUCGUUAAACCGCUGCCUGGAACCGCGCAACAAAACGCAUCCCAUCCGCCCGCCGAUUUCCUCGUCGUUUUAUCCAUCAUCACAUAUUCAACCUCGCAUCCCCUUCCGCAAUCGCCGCAAUGGAGCUCUCGGACAUCUUUCGCAUUGUUAACCUGGUCGUCGGCGCCAUCACGACUCUCGGCGGUAUCACGCACAUUUUCACCCUCUCGCUGCAAUCGAUCGUUGUCGGCUGCUACAUGAUCGUCUUUGGUCUUUCCAUCGCGCUUCUUGAGUUCCAAAUUCCUCCCCAGCUCUCUCGAUACGCCUCUUUCCUCUUCUCCUUCAUUGGCCGCGGCGCUUUCUACAUCUUCAUCGGCUGCCUUCUCCUCGGGAAGAUGUUCCUCAGCAAGAUGGCCGGUACCGCUGUCGGCUUCGUCGGCAUUGCCUACGUCGCCCUGGAGUUCGUCCCCUCCAUCGAACCCCCGAGCAACAUGCGUGAGGCCGAUGAGGCCGGCUGGGGUGCUGAGGAGGUUUAGAAAACUUGACCUGUCAGCUCCCUACCUGAGCCCACUCCUGGCAGUGGUUGACGCCUCCCGGCAGCGGCUACUUUUCAAGAGAUGGGUCAAUGUCACUGACUUUGACGGACAUGAAAACUAUGA